AUGAGGAUCCUGCCAGCGACACGGCGACUAAUGACACUCAAGCGGGCUGUUGCACAGGCCAAGCAACUCAUUCCCCCUCUCGAUGGAUCGUUGCACAAGGGCCAAUCUGGCAGAGUUGGAGUGUUGGGCGGUGCUCUAGAUUAUACAGGUGCUCCCUUUUUCGCUGCGAUAACCGCUCUACGUGUUGGCGCGGAUCUUUCGCAUGUAAUCUGUUCUCCUAGUGCGGCCAGUGCAAUCAAAUCCUACUCCCCUGAUCUCAUCGUCCACCCCAUCUUACGAGAGGAUGUAUCGGAGGACCAAGUGCGACCAGAACUCAAAUCUAUCCUUUCCCGUCUCCAUGUGCUUGUGGUCGGACCCGGGCUUGGUCGGGAACCGUACAUGCAAUCGCUUGCCAAGAUGGCUGUAUCGCUCGCACGCGCUGAGGGAAUGUUCCUCGUUCUGGAUGCGGAUGCGCUGUGGAUGGUCGGACAAGAUAUCUCCAUCAUCAAGGGUUACCGUCGAGCCGUUGUCACCCCCAAUGUUGCUGAAUUCGCACGUCUGAGUGAACAAGUUGGGAUCGAUCCAAAGACACCAGCCAACGAGCGUGCUGGGUUGGUGUCCCGGGCCUUGGGAGGUGUGACUGUGCUGCAGAAGGGCGCUGCAGAUGUCAUUGCGGUGGAUACGACCGGCAACGCGGCUGAUCUGGAGGCGAGCAGCAUGGCUGGAGCAGAUCCCGAGCGGGAGAAAACACAGCAGCAGAUCGAGGUGGAUGGUCAGGGUGGAAUGAAACGAUGCGGCGGGCAAGGAGACGUGCUGAGCGGAACCGUGGGUACGUUCCUAGCGUGGGCCAAAUGCUACGAGAACGGUGUCUUCGGCGACAAGUCGAUGCCUGCAUCUCAGUUCCCGCUGCUUGCUGCGGUCGGUGGCAGCUUGGUCACACGCACUGCCAGUCGACGCGCUUUCCACAAGCAAGGCCGAGGCGUAAUCACACAAGACAUGCUUCCGGAGCUCGGUCAAGCUUUUGCGGAGAUAUUCGGGGAUGAGGCUCAUGGAGAAGAUAAAGGAAAGUUUCUUGUUGUAAAGAAAACGUAUCUAUCUCGCUCUAAGCGAAAAGACACCUCUAGCUCAGUGAACUCCGCGUCUGAAGAGGAAGAGGAAACUGAGGACGUAACGAUGUCUGAGGCGACUGGUGUCGUCAAGCCUCCAAGCAAAGUUGCUGUAAAGCCGAACAGCAAAGCUUCAACCAUUAAACCCCUCGACGAACCUGCCACCCAACCUGACACUGGUACCCCUGUGUCUGAACCCAUAACGACCAAGACGCCCAAGAAGACGGUGUCUUCCAAGGGGAAGGAGAUUGCUGCAUCUCCGGGGAGGGCACCGAAAAAGGUCGAAGUUCAGUGCGUGUGCCUCUCUUACUCUCCGCAACAGCCACCUGAGAAGGUCUCGAUUGCACCUAGUCUUCCCGGACCAGGCCCACGAACGACAGGCAAGACGGAGGCGCCAGGUGCCAGCGCAAAGAAAACUCAUAUCCGCUCCAUGUCCUCGAUCAGCUCGCUCAAGCAGGUGGCCGACGACGCCAGUGCUACCGAGUCUCCCUCGUCGAAAAAGCCUGUCUCGUCGGUCAAUCGAAAACGUUUUGCGACGCCGGAUACGGUGGAUGAUGCGACGUCUGUGGCCGAGUCAUCGAUGGGAGCGGGAACUAUCCGCCGUACCGAGGCUGAGCGCAUCGAGUAUUUCAACAAUCAGCCCGAUUGUUCAGACAUCGAGCCUCACAGUGUCACCUGCACUCGAUGCAAGAAAGUGGUGAAUCUGGGACGGAAGCAGACGUAUCGGGUCAAACCAUGGGAAACUCAUCGUCAGCGCUGUGAUCAGAAGGUUUCAGCCACGGAAGAUGAUGCACAAAGCGAGCUCCGAUCUGAAGCCGGUACGACUAAGCGCUCCAACACGCGGCACUCCGUCGAGCAACGUAAGGCGAUUCUAGAAUCGGACGAGCGUGCCAAGACGGUGUUGCCUGACAAAGUCCUGUGCCGGAAAUGUGACAAGUGGAUUCGUUUGGCGGCCAAGUCAGAAUACGCAUUAAGCAACUGGAACGCGCAUCAGACAAGUUGCGGAGGCGCCGUGGUGAGCCAUCGUGUGGCUAUGGCUACACGCAAGAUCCAGCUUGUCAACGAUUCGCAGGCGAGCAGUUCUGGUCCCCGGCACGUCGACUGUCGUUUUUGCGGGAUUACGGUGGAACUAGAUGGGGAUGCGGACUACACAUUGACGAACUGGGAAUCGCACAAGCAGACUUGUACGAGCCCCUCGAAGUCAGGCAGGGCCACGAAAGCACCGCAGGAGCGAUCGCCUGCGUCGGAAGAAGCGCCGGAAGCAGAAGCAUCACACACCCGUGGAACGAAGCGCGGUUUGGACGAGCCUGACCUCGAUGUCGCUGAUCCCGAUGCACGGGCCCCAAAUCGUGCACGCAAAGAAUCGUAUGAGCCGGUGAACAAGGCGCCGCCGAGUGUGCUGGGAUGGUUUCUCAUGCCGUUCAAGGCAUUCAUGCAUGGCUACCAGCAGUCUAUGGCGUCUUAAUUUAAUUAGUUACAUGAUUGUUUUUGUAUACAUAUGGGCGCCAGUUUGGCUGGGACUCCACAGCGCGGAGGACGCACGCAUCGUACGUGUUUCCCGUGUGAGCUGUUGCCGCGAGGGCCUAUAAGUAAGUCCGCACGAACCACCCAUCCUCAGCGAUCAACGCUUCUCCCGCCAUUUCCUUUUCUUGCCGUGCCCCAUUCUCCAUUCUCAGCCAACAUGCCACCCGACACCACGACCGCGUUUUCCCCCACGAAGAGACAGAUGCGCGAGAUGAAGCUGCGAGAGGACACUAUGCUCGAGAUACUCAGCCCCGCGCUCGUGCGCUGCCUCGGCUGCGGCGCGAACAUCAAGCUGUCGACAAAGAGCGACUUCGACGCGUCGCAUUGGACGAGGCACCGCGGCCGGUGCAUCAAGAAGACCGUGCGGGAGUCUGCAAGUGCGAGGAGGGACUCAAACCAGUCCGUCACCUCCGCGUCAUCCGGGUCGUCGCCUUCGUCCGCUCGGGCACUCACACCGGAAGAUGACGACAAGGAGAGUGAUGCUACCCAACUGGGCGAGAAUUCAGACACACCGCCACUGCCUCCAAUUCGGCAAUACGACU
Messenger RNA from Mycena citricolor, 3151 nucleotides. Lineage: Eukaryota; Fungi; Basidiomycota; Agaricomycetes; Agaricales; Mycenaceae. The record is from the annotation of a GenBank genome assembly.